AUGGCGACAGCCUCAGUAGCACCGCCUACUGUAAGGCCAGCAUCCGACCAAAUUCAGGGAAUUCGGUCGGAGGACUGGCCCGAGGAAAUUAAUGUUAUCGGAUCGCAUGAGAGCGACGAGCGAAUGCGAUUCACUGGCGAUGGACUGAACACUGGCGUUCGAGUUUUAGGCGAUGGGCGCUUGGAUAUUCGAAUUAACGAGCGCAAACCCAGUAUAGCAGGAUUGCUCAAUCUUCAGCGCACUCCUAUGCUAUCCGAGCUCGAACAUGUGGAAGAAGUGGACAGCGCCGCAGCAAUUCCCAAGGAGCAUGAAGUGGAGUUUCCGUUGCACCUCAAUAUCGUCAUCCAAGUUAUCGGCUCACGCGGAGAUAUCCAGCCGUUCCUCGCGCUCGGAAAAGAAUUAAAGGCACAUGGCCACCGAGUCCGACUUGCGACACACCUGGCCUUCAGGGAAUUCAUUCUCGAUGGUGGCCUGGAAUUUUUCAAUAUUGGUGGUGAUCCAGCGGAGUUGAUGGCAUUUAUGGUCAAGAACUCGGGGCUGCUUCCCAAUAUGAGCUCGAUCCGGAGCGGCGCAAUCCAAAGACGUCGUCGCGAGAUGAAAGAGAUAUUUAAUGGGUGUUGGAGAUCGUGCUAUGAGACAGGCGAUGGCACAAAUCUGCACCAGAUUAAGGAUGACCCGUGGAGCGAUACCAUCGACUAUCGUCGGCGCCCAUUUGUUGCAGAUGUCAUCAUCGCCAAUCCACCAAGCAUGGCACAUAUUCAUUGCGCGGAAAAAUUGGGCGCGCCCCUUCAUAUGAUUUUCACCAUGCCAUGGACACCCACACAAUCCUUCCCACAUCCCCUUGCUGUGAUUCAUCAACAAGACUGCAAACCGACUGUUGCAAAUUUCGUCUCCUAUGCUAUCGUGGACAUGAUGAUCUGGGAAGGCCUUGGGGAUAUCGUUAACAGACUUCGUCGCAAUGUCUUGACUUUGGACGUGUUGGAUAGUAUCACCGCGCCAAGCUUGGUCCAUCGAUUAGGAAUUCCUUGUUCAUAUCUUUGGUCCCCGGCCCUUCUUCCCAAACCAAAAGACUGGGGUGACCACAUUGACAUUUGCGGCUUUAGCUUUCUCCCUUCCAAGCCUGACUAUACGCCCCCAGAUGAGAUUGCACGAUUUCUCGAGGCGGGACCAACACCUAUAUAUAUCGGAUUUGGUUCCAUUGUCGUCGAUGAUCAGAUUAAGUUGACCAAAAUUGUCUUCGAGGCAGUGCAAAAAUCUGGACAGCGUGCCAUCGUGUCAAAGGGCUGGGGCAAUCUUGGCGUGGACAAGGUCGAUGUCCCUGAAAAUAUCCUCAUCAUUGGAAGCUGCCCCCAUGACUGGCUGUUCCGCCAGGUCUCAUGUGUGACCCAUCAUGGUGGUGCUGGUACCACUGCUGCAGGGCUCGCACUUGGACGCCCGACCAUCGUCAUUCCGUUUUUUGGUGAUCAGCAAUUCUGGGGAGAUAUUGUGGCAAGGGCCGGUGCCGGCCCAUCCCCUAUUCCACACAAACAGUUAACUGUGGAGAAGCUGAGCAAUGCGAUCGAGUUCUGUUUGAAAGAAUCGACUCUGGAAAAGGCUCAAACGAUUGCGAAGAAAAUGGAAAAUGAAUCCGGAGUGCGCGACGGUGUACGCAGCUUUCAUCGCCAGCUUGACCUCCGAGCGCUAAGAUGCGCCAUCUGUCCAUCCCGCCCUGCUGUAUGGCAUUUGAAGCAUACAAACCUCGGAUUCAGUGCAUUCGCAGCUUCUGUUCUCGUGGAAAUGGGGAGGCUUAAGCCGGAGGAGCUAGUUUUACAUCGACCAAUGGAGUAUGAUACCUAUCGCGAUCCAGUUGGACCUCUCAGCGCAAGCGCUCAGGUUCUUUUUGGAGCGAUCGCGAACUUCGUGACGGGGCUUGCUGAUGUUCCUACCGAAAUGGUCAGCGAUCUUAUUUCAGCGGGUCGUGCCAUGGGCAACCCUCGCGAACGCGUUGACCUGCAUUCCAAAUGGCGUGUGCGCAAACCCUCUCACGGGGCAGGCCUUGAAAGUGAUGGAUCCCAGGGCAGUGGCGGGAACGAGCGAGCGGAGGCACCUACCCAAACUACCAGGCGAGAUGCCCAUGAGAACUCAGGUGAAGAUCUUCCAGGAGAGGAAGAAUCUGCAGGGGAGGAAUCCCAGGGCCGUGUGGGGGAUGUGCGAGAGGCGGUGCCAGCCCAAACUGCCACGCGAGAUCUCCAUGAGGCCUCUUCUGAAGAUCUCCCUGACGAAGAAGACGACGAAGGGAUGACCAGUACCGAAAGUGACCUGAACGCAACAGACCUCCUCCCGGAUGAAGCGAUGCAGAGGAAACGUAGUCUUCAACUCGAAAAAAUGCCAACGAUGAGCACCGAAAUUGCUCCCUCGAGAUCGCAUAAUGUGUUCUCUGAAGCAGCCAGCCAUGGCAGCAGGAUGUCGAAGAAACUCGUCAAUACCCUCAUUUGGUUACCCACCGACCUUACACUCAGUCUUUCUAAAGGAUUCCAUAAUGCGCCAAAAUUAUACCAUGACCCAAUGGUGAAGUCCACGCCUAAGGUUCAUGGUCUGCGCAGCGGCUUCCGGGCGGCUGGAAAGGAAUUCCGUGACGGCUUCUACUAUGGUUUCACAGGGCUGGUCACGCAGCCUCGAUAUGGCUUCAAGCACCACGGUACUACGGGGAUGCUCAAGGGGGUGGGGAAAGGCAUUGGUGGGGCUUUCCUCAAGCCCUCUGCAGGGCUCUGGGGACUAGCAGGGUAUCCCUUAAGUGGGUUGCGCCGGAAACUCUUUGACUCGCUGGGAAAGUCCAAAGAAGGGCAAAUUAUUAUAUCCCGCAUUGCCCAAGGGCAUGAAGAAAUGCGGGCCUCUUCGGCUGAUGAGAGAGCGGAGGUGGCCAGGAAGUGGAUGUUGAUUGAAGAGACGCUCAAGAAGGCCAAGAGAACCAGCAAACGCUGCAGUGCGCAUUCUACGCAUACUACUAACAACGUACCUCACAUACCCCAAAUAGUUACACCGGCCUAA
Penicillium canariense is the source of this 3027-nucleotide messenger RNA. RefSeq names its product glycosyltransferase. Gene Ontology annotation, biological process: carbohydrate metabolic process. Bases 1 to 3027 code for a protein of 1008 amino acids. The record is from RefSeq and is a predicted model, not a curated record. Gene Ontology annotation, molecular function: UDP-glycosyltransferase activity; hexosyltransferase activity. The transcript has 7 exons. NCBI's taxonomy places the organism in Eukaryota, Fungi, Ascomycota, Eurotiomycetes, Eurotiales, Aspergillaceae.